Molecule: messenger RNA, 1473 nt
Organism: Hyphopichia burtonii NRRL Y-1933
Lineage: Eukaryota; Fungi; Ascomycota; Pichiomycetes; Serinales; Debaryomycetaceae
Gene: CAG1
Product: guanine nucleotide-binding protein subunit alpha
Exons: 1
Coding region: 100-1398 (432 amino acids)
Biological process (GO): G protein-coupled receptor signaling pathway
Cellular component (GO): heterotrimeric G-protein complex
Molecular function (GO): G protein-coupled receptor binding; GTPase activity; GTP binding
Source: RefSeq, a predicted model, not a curated record
AAAAAAAAAUGAAUUUAAAUAUCUAAAAAGACCUUUAACUGAAAACCUCCUUGAAAUGAAAUCAAGAACAAACCAUUAUUUGCUUGUUGAAAACAAACGAUGGGUUGUGCUGCUAGUGUGCCUGCAAAUGAAGAGGAAACAGAUCCCUUUUUGAGGGACAAGUUGCUAAAUGAUGCGGUCGAACAAAGUAUGCAAUUAAAUCGAGUUAAUAAUAAAACUCAGUUUAAGCUUUUGCUCUUAGGAGCUGGUGAAAGUGGUAAAUCGACGGUGUUGAAGCAGCUAAGGCUAUUACACAAGGGUGGGUUCAAUCAAGAAGAGAGAGCUCAGUAUGCGCAGGUUAUAUGGGCAGACGUGAUUCAGUCUAUGAAGACUUUGAUUGUUAAUGCAAGAAGAUUAGGAAUUCCAUUAACAUGUGACCAGCCUAAUAGUUCGUUAAGUAGGUAUAAGCAGAUAGUGCUUCAGAUCAAUGCUUUAGACCAGAUUGACACGGGAGCGGCUGGAGGUGAAAGCUUUUUGAAUGAUUAUGUUAUGAAAUAUGGAGAGAGUAAUCGAGCUAAAAGACGAUUAAAUAGUACUGGGAUUGCGAGUCAAAAUAUAUGGGAUGAGAUCCCGGCUGAAGAAAAUUCGAUGGACCCCGAUCCAACAGUAUAUGAAGAUUUGAAUAAAACAAGUAAUGAUAGUCAAUUUACGAGACUCGAGGUUGCAGAAGCAAUUGAUCAGUUAUGGAAAUACGAUUCGGGUAUUCAAAUGUGCUAUAAGAGAUCCAACGAGUUUCAGUUAGAGUCAAGCACCACAUACUACUUUGAAAAUAUAUUUAAAUUUAGUAACCCUCUGUAUUUAUGCUCAGAUAUGGAUAUUUUAAAAGGUAGGAUCAAAACUACUGGUAUCACCGAAACUGAUUUCAAUAUAAAAAAAUUUAAGUUCAAAGUUUUAGAUGCUGGAGGCCAGAGAUCUGAAAGAAAGAAAUGGAUCCAUUGUUUUGAAAACAUAACCGCUGUCUUAUUCGUGUUGGCAAUUAGUGAAUAUGAUCAAACGUUAUUUGAGGAUGAAAAAGUUAAUAGAAUCCAUGAGGCAAUCAUAUUAUUUGAUUCUUUAUGCAAUUCUCGUUGGUUUAAAAACACUCCAUUUAUUUUAUUUUUAAACAAGAUUGAUAUUUUCGAAGCCAAAUUAUAUAAAUCUCCUUUGAAAAACUAUUUCCCUGAUUAUAAUGGGAAACCAACCGAUGUUGAUGAAGCGAUUAAGUUCUUCGAGGUUAAUUUCUUGAAAUUGAACCGCUCAAAUAAACCAAUAUAUGUUCACCGUACUUGUGCAACCGAUACAAAAUCAAUGAAGUUCGUGUUAUCUGCCGUCACUGAUUUAGUUGUACAACUGAGUUUGAAAAAAAGUGGUAUCAUAUAACAUUUCAAUCUACGAUAUUGUCUAUUUUAUUCUUUCCUUUUUUUUUUUAGAUAUUCUGUUUAUUUACUCCAAGAC